Messenger RNA from Talaromyces rugulosus, 231 nucleotides. RefSeq lists its product as uncharacterized. The transcript has 4 exons. NCBI's taxonomy places the organism in Eukaryota, Fungi, Ascomycota, Eurotiomycetes, Eurotiales, Trichocomaceae. The coding region runs from base 1 to 231 and encodes 76 amino acids. Gene Ontology annotation, biological process: protein N-linked glycosylation. The record is from RefSeq and is a predicted model, not a curated record.
AUGUCUCUCAACGAACUCUGGGAGGCAUCUUCAGCUCCUUACCAUCCGAUCGUUUCCAAAGAGAGCCAGUUCGCCGUUGGCUUCACUUUGCUGCUGACAACCCUCAUUUUGACCGGUCUCUUCGGUUUGAAUCGGUCAUUCGUAAAUAUCACUCUGUUAGGACUGCCGGCAUCUCUGGCCUUUGGCUUCGGAGCUGUGUUUAUGAUCUGCGCCGUUGGAGUUUACGUUUAG